UUUACGUUUUUAUAGCUUUGUAAUUUAGCGGAUGUUGGCAACACUGCAUGUACUCAGUGUGAAAAUUUUCUCUCUUACACUGUCUCUCUUCUUUAUCGCUAUUUGUGUUUUUAUUAUGCACAAUUUGACAUUUUGACAGUUUCCAAUUGGAAUCAACUUGUAUGACUCGUUAAUUGUUAUUUUAAUAAAUUUUUAACCAAAAGUAUAAAGUAAUAUUUCUAUAAAAUACUUUACCCAAGCUUAAGGCAAUGAAACAACAUAAAUGCAUUCGUUGGGCUUUUGAUUUGGCCAGUUGGAAUCCUACAUUAGCGCAGUUAGCGCAAGCGGUGGCUGUGAUUCAGCCUGAGGAACGUAAACGUUUGAUGAAAUUUGUUUUUCUUGAUGAUUUCCUUUCCUCGCUAGUUGGACGCCUGUUAAUGCGAAAGUUCGUCAGUGCGCACAGUGAUAUUGACUAUAAAGAUGUGCGAUUUGCACGUGAUGUGCGUGGAAAACCUUACUGGUUACAAGCAGACCAUAAAUACCGCAAUCAACUCUCCUUCAAUGUAUCACACCAAGGGAAGUUUGUAGUGCUUGCAGGCAUUUCUAGCGAAAGCAGACAGGAAGCCACAGCUACAACACCUACUACAACCGCCAUACCAAAAGUGGGAGUUGGCGUUGAUGUUAUGAAAAUUGAGUACAGUGGAGGUAGAAAUCUAGCUGAAUUCUUUCGUAUAAUGCAGCGUAAAUUCUCGGACAAUGAAUGGCGGUACAUACGUCAUCCACAGCAUAAUGAGUACGAUCAGCUGAAAGCAUUUAUGCGUCAUUGGUGUCUUAAGGAGGCGUAUGUUAAGGAGCUUGGUGUGGGCAUAACUGUAGAUUUGCAAAAGAUCAGUUUCACUGUUGAUACAACGCAUGAAUUGGAUGUUGCGGCAUCACCACUAACUGGCACAACAUUACGUGUCAAUGAUUUGCCACAAAAUGAUUGGCACUUCGAAGAGCAUUUACUACAACCAAAGUAUUGCGCUGCAAUUGCAUUUAAAAAUUUCAAACCAGAAUUGGAAAAAUUUGAACUUUUGAAAAUUGAACAACUUUUGGUGGUGACGGAGAAGGCAACAGACGCUGGGAUAGUCGACUACUGUAGGGAGGCGUUAAGGAAGCGACGGAAGACAUAGUUUAUGCAUGUGUUUAUCUCUCAAUCUAGUUUUUAGGUAUAAAUGUGUUAUACUCUUGCUGAUGUAUGUUGUUGGAUAAAAUAUAUAUAUUUUUUAUAUUGAUUGCAUUUAUUGUAAUAUAAAAUGUUUUAGCUUUUAUAA
Molecule: messenger RNA, 1292 nt
Organism: Zeugodacus cucurbitae (melon fly)
Lineage: Eukaryota; Metazoa; Arthropoda; Insecta; Diptera; Tephritidae
Product: L-aminoadipate-semialdehyde dehydrogenase-phosphopantetheinyl transferase
Exons: 1
Coding region: 249-1151 (300 amino acids)
Cellular component (GO): cytosol
Molecular function (GO): magnesium ion binding; holo-[acyl-carrier-protein] synthase activity
Source: RefSeq, a predicted model, not a curated record